AUAGUAGAACUGAAUUGGGCAUGCACUGACACGGUUUUGUAAACGGACUCAGGCGCAGACCAGGAGACCUUUGCAGAAACUGAUAGUGCGUUUAUUUACAGUGGUGUCACCGGGUGAUUAUAUAUAUACAAGGUGCUCGGGGAAGGGGUCCGGGGCUCCAGGGGGGGAAGGGUCCAAAACCACACUCCGCUCUUUCAACCAACAAUCCCACUCUUUUCCACUCCAGUCGCUCCUCUCGCUCACUCGGGGGUACAAGGACGGGUCCGGGGGGGAAUCUACGCACACACACAAAAAAUCCAAUUAGCACUAGAUCACAAGGAAACUCACAGACUAGGCAGAUUGCUGAAGCACUAACGCAGGUGACUCAACGUUCCAGCGAGGAGUAGUGUAGAUCUGCCAUCUUAAAAAGCCCUUCUGAUUGUAGUAACCAGCGCCAGGUGUGAUGAUGAGCACAGGUGUGUGGGCCAGGGGCGGAGCCCACAGUGAGCACCACUGUGGCCGGGGAAAGAGGGAGAGAGAGAGAGCACAAGAACAAAACACAUGUUGCCUAACACGGAAUCAGCCGGUAAGGCACGGGGACCGUGACAUGUACAGGAUGAAUCACAUCAUUUGAAACUUAGCCCUGAUUGGAGAAAUUGGAAGUGUUAUAACUGACCCACGUUACAACUAUCCCCGGUCUCCCCUACAUCUGGGAUUUUUGUCUUUUGUUAAUGUGCUUUGGUGCUUUCGAGUUCACUCAUGGAUUCACUCAUGCUAUUUCGUAUUCAUAGAAUGUAUUCACUUGGUACAACACACUAGAUUUGGGGGUGACUGACUGAUCUCUUGUAGGUUUUCUUUCCUGUACCUUUGUCCUCUAAGGUGUAUGACGUCAUUUCACUGAGUAAAUGUUCUGGGUUGCAUUGGCUGAUAAUAAUAUUUGUUCAUCACCUGAUCUAACCUGAUUUUGAGUUCCUACGUUCCUCCUUAUUGCAUUAUGAAAAGUGAUGUAUAAAUAUGUAUGUAAUCAUUUUUCACAGGAAUCUGUCCCAAUCCAUCUAACCUUUGUCACACUGCUUUAGAAUUUAAUGAACAACACGUUUAGCAAACUGGAAAUUCAGUGAAACAAACAGAGCCCUUCUGUCGGAGUUUCUCACCUUCAGACUGACUGCCUUAAAUGAGCACAGCAAGUUUCCUGUUUGAGGCUGAAUAGCAGAGAGUGGCAGAGCAAUUUAGGUUGCGGUCAAAAGAUGGACUUGAGAACAGAGACAGACUGGGCCAUCACAAACACAGUGAAGCAGCAUCCAUCUGGCCAGCUGCUGCGUUUCAGAGGUUGAAAGGCCAAAGGUGACUUAUCGGAUGCUGUAAAGUGACUGCUGUCUUCAUGGCGGUCGCUCAUCUGCUUAGACUGCUGAGCUUGAUGACUGUUCUCCAGCAGGUGAACGGGUUCAGCAUUAGAGUACCCAAAACAGUUGUUGCUGUUGAAGGGACCUGUGUUAUGGUGCCAUGUCAGACAGACCCUUACGAACGAGUCAACUGGUACCAGUACCAUAAUCUAAAGUAUCCUAUUGUUUAUGAUGGAUUUUAUACUCAUAACGUGGAACAGAAGUUCAGAGGACGCACCAAAGUAUUGGGCAAAGCUGCAGAGGGAAACUGCACCCUGACGAUUGACAAUGUGAGCACAGCUGACCAUAACCUACGUGUUUAUGUGUGGAUCAAUCCAGACUCUCAGACAACUCAGAAAUUCCAUGAUCAAACUGUAACUAUCAGUGUUGAAAGAAAAGCUCCCGUAAUCUAUAUUCAGAAGCAAAUAGUGGAAGGGGAGAUUUUCCAGGCCAACUGUAGCAUAAUCUACUCUUGCCCUUCCUUACCUCCAUCCCUUCAAUGGAACUUAAACACAUUUCUGGAAAACUACACUUUCAUGGAUUUCCACAUGGAAGUGCAUGGCCAAUGGUUCUACAAAAAGACACUGCGUGGAGUAGCAACCUAUCUGAUGAAUAACAGCAGGAUUAGCUGUUCUGCUAAGUUUAAAACCUUUACCAUGGGAAGUCAACAAAUGACACUCAACAUUUCAUACAAGCCUGUCACUGUUAGAGUGAAAAAGGAAAAGAAAGUUGUGGCGGAAGGUGACAGCAUCAUGAUUGAGUGUGUUGCUAAUAGUAACCCCCCACCACACAAAUACCUUUGGUUUAUAAGACAAUUAGACCAGCACAAGAUAGAAAAUUCAACUCAGAGUAAAAAGCAUUUCAGCAACAUUGUACGAGAUACAUCUCUGUCCUGCAUGGCUCAAAAUGCCCUUGGAGUGCAGCAGUCCAUCUGGGUGGAUCUGGAUGUUCAGUAUUCACCUAAAAACAUCACAGUUUCAGUCAGUCCUUCUGGUCCAGUACCAGAGAACAGCAACGUGACUCUGACCUGCAGCAGUAAUGCCAACCCAGCAGUAGAAAACUACAUGUGGUACAGAGCUGAUGGAGACCAGGAGAAUUUUAUUGGGACAGGAACCAGUUUAAAUAUUAAAGUCUCCAGAGACAGAAGAAGAUUUUUCUGCAAGGCUGAAAAUCAGAUCGGAGUUGGACGUUCUAACCCGACUCACCUUGAUGUUCAGUAUUGUGAAACACAUUGUGGAUUUUACAGUGGAGUCCUUCCUUGGGUCCUUGCUGGUGUGUUUUUCAGUGUCAGUGUGAUCUGUGCAGCUUUCCUUUGGAAAGUACAAAAGAAUGUGAAGCCACAAGAAGAGGACAGAACUUACAUGUCGCUGAAUCGUAGAAAUGUCGGCUCUUCAGAGUAUGAUGUCAUUAACACAGCUCCAAAGUGACCUUCACUGAUUCUUCAGGAUCUAUCCAUCUAUCUAUCUAUCUAUCUAUCUAUCUAUCUAUCUAUCUAUCUAUCUAUCUAUCUAUCUAUCUAUCUAUCUAUCUAUCUAUCUAUCUAUCUAUCUAUCUAUCUAUCUAUCUAUCUAUCUAUCUAUCUAUCUAAUUUUGUUUUAUUUUGUGUUUCUAGAUAAAUAAUUCUCAGUCACACUUCUCUUUAUUGAAGUGCAUUUAAUAGCCACUGAGCGCUUAUAUAUCAGUUUUCAUCAAAGGGUGCUGGACCUGCUCAAUUUAGUGUGAUUGAGCAAAUCCAGUAGAAAAUGCUUCCUAAAGCUUUGAUACUGACUAUAAUCCUGUUUGUUGAUAAUGUAAAUUUAUAUUAAACUUCACAGGUUAUAGUUUUUUUCUUUGUUUUGUUUUUUGAUAAUAUGUUCAUUUUGAAUUCGAUGUGAAAAAGCUGGGGCAGGGACAUGUUUAUCAGUAGGUUACAUAAGCUUUUAAUAGCACGGUUCAAGAAAUAGAGACAUUGAUGAUCUACACAGCUGCUCUUUUCUAUGUUUAACCUCCUAGGACCUGGCAUCCACAUAUGUGGACAUCACAUUUUGGGUUAUUUAGACCAAAAUACUCAAUUCUGCUCUACAAGGGCCUGAUAUCCACUUACGAGGACAUUAUU
Oreochromis aureus is the source of this 3456-nucleotide messenger RNA. RefSeq names its product B-cell receptor CD22-like. The transcript has 8 exons. Lineage: Eukaryota; Metazoa; Chordata; Actinopteri; Cichliformes; Cichlidae. The coding region runs from base 1361 to 2788 and encodes 475 amino acids. The record is from RefSeq and is a predicted model, not a curated record.